AUGGAGUUCAAGUAUUAUGCUCUAAGUUGGUGGAAACAGGUUGAGACGGCACGAGCUUAUAGUGGAGCUUAUGAGAUCUCUACUUGGGGAGAAAUGAAAAGGGUUAUGAGGCAGCGGUUCGUUCCCAUUCACUAUCAGCGUGAGCUGCACUCUAAACUCAGGAAGCUCACUCAAGAAUCCAAAACCGUUGAAGAAUACUUCCAGGAGAUGGAGGUUAUGAUGUUGAGAGCUAAUGUGAUUGAGGACAGAGAAGCCACUAUGUCCAGGUUCCUUGGAGGGCUCAACCGCGAAAUACAAGAUGUUGUGGAGAUGCAAAAUUGUGUAGGCUUGGAAGCUAUGCUGCACAAGGCUGUUCUUGCCGAACAACAGCUCAACAGGAAAGGAAAGCUUAAGACAGAGGUGACUCCUACUACCAGGGCUCGUGAGGUCAAGUGUUUCAAGUGUCAAGGGUUUGGUCACUAUGCUACUGAAUGUUCCAACCGCAGAGUUAUGAUCAUCAGCGACAAUGGCGAGAUUGAAUCUGAGGAAGAGCCUACGCCCAAGACUGUUAAGGACACAGAGGAGUAUGAAGCAGUACCAGUUCUUGGUAAGCUCCCUGUGACAAGAACACUUCUCAGUGCUCAAGACCAAACAGAGGAAGAGGAGCAAAGAGAGAAUCUAUUUUAUUUGACAUGCCCUGUUCAAGAUGAAGCCUGUAGUCUGAUCACUCAUGGAGGCAACUAUACAAACGUGGCAAGUGAGACCAUGGUCAAGAAACUUGGGCUUAAGUCUCAGAAGCAUUCUAGCGCCAAUGACCAAGAGCUAGGGCCUGAGCUUGAACCUAAUCAAGAAGCUGAAGACCAUGGAGAGCCAAAACCUAAGCAGCCAAACAAAACAUUGAGCAAUUUGUAUCAAGGUACCAAAGGUGAAUCUGUUCAAACCUCUUCCUGUGAUUUGCAAGAAAUUGUUCAAGUCCCUAGCAAUGAUAAGGUACAUGCUAGACUCCCUCAAAUUGUUUAUAAUGAUUCCAUGAGUUGUAUGAUGCACUUGCUUUUCUCCAAAAGUGUUGAGACAGAUACAGGGUCUAGUGAAGAACAAUGGAAGCAAGCAGAUCUAGAAAAAGAAGCUCAAUCCGACCAGAUUGCACCAAAGUCUAAACCACCAGAUCAACAACUACAAGGACUAAGCACUACAUGCUUCAUGUUGACAGAGUUUAGGGCGGAACCACACAUUCAGCCUGACCCAGGUAAGUGUCUACAACCUUUUUCAAUUAGUAAAACUCAUGAGUUUUCUAAUGUUGCAGGAAGAAUAGGUUUGAAUCUUAAGCUCUCCAACAAAAAGAUCAGAAGUGAAAUCACAAUUUCUGUUGAGAAAGCACCUAAUGAUGAGUUAGACCAUGAGUUCAAUCCAGAACCGAACAACAAGUGGAAGUCAAAAACAGAACAAGGAUACAGUCAAGCCAUGUCUACUGCUAAGCUAAGUGAAAUCUUAAACCAACACAUUCAUCCUGUCUUUUUAACUGUCUUAAUGCACUUGUCUUGGUUUAAAGAAGUUGAGAAAGGUACAGCUGAGCAAGAGAGGCGCCUAGAAGCUCACAAAGCAUUAACUUGUCAUACCAAGAAGGAGUAUGAGCAGCAUGUUCUUGAGCCAAUUGCCGCAGCUGAUUCACUAAUGAGCAUUUUGCAUAACACACAUGUAAGUGAAGUUCAAUACUUGACUUACUAUUGGGAUCAUUUCAUGAUACAUCAGAAACUUCAGAAUUUUGUUUUUGAAAUUCCCAUUUCAAGUAUAAUGCACUUGUUCUUUUCCUUGAGUGUCAACAAAAGAUCAGGUUUUAUGGAGAAGCAUAAGGAAUUGGAAGAAGCAGCAUCAAAGAACAACACUUCCUCAUCUCACGUUCAUCUCAUUUCCUGUGCACCUAUGGUUCUUUCUUUGAGUUCUCUAUUUACCAAAGGCGAGGACAAACUGAACCAAAAUCAAGAGGAGUGGCUCACAUGUUCCAAUCCAAUUCCAGAGAAACCACCAGACUCUUAUCUGCGAUAUCCAAAGAAGAAAACCCAAGGUCAACUAGUUUUGAGGACAAAACUUUUUCAAGAGGGAGGGGAUGAUAUGAUCAUGCCCAGCACUGGAGACAUGGAACUUGAAGCUGAGCUUGAACCUGAUGGAGCUAAACAUGUGGAGCUGGAACCUGAUGGAAUUAAAGACAUAAAGCUUGAGGUUGAGGAGAAACUUGAUGUCAUGGACAAACUUGUUGCCAACUAG
Molecule: messenger RNA, 2241 nt
Organism: Microthlaspi erraticum
Lineage: Eukaryota; Viridiplantae; Streptophyta; Magnoliopsida; Brassicales; Brassicaceae
Source: the annotation of a GenBank genome assembly